Messenger RNA from Lachnellula hyalina, 1191 nucleotides. RefSeq names its product E3 ubiquitin-protein ligase (gene CCNB1IP1). The transcript is spliced from 6 exons. Lineage: Eukaryota; Fungi; Ascomycota; Leotiomycetes; Helotiales; Lachnaceae. Gene Ontology annotation, molecular function: ubiquitin protein ligase activity. Bases 1 to 1191 code for a protein of 396 amino acids. The record is from RefSeq and is a predicted model, not a curated record. Gene Ontology annotation, biological process: reciprocal meiotic recombination. Gene Ontology annotation, cellular component: synaptonemal complex.
AUGGAAUACACAUUGCGAUGCAACGAUUUGAAGUGUCGCAAAGAGCUCAAUGACCACGCCGUUGUCACCACUUGCAGCCAUGUCUUCUGUGUUGAAUGCUCCAACAGAUGCCAACUCUCCGGUCAGCAUGAUGGUAUGCGUCGUAUCUGCCCUGCCUGCGACGCCUACCUCCCCAACCCCGACGAUGUCGUUGUCACCAACCUCAACCCCACCGAAGAUUACAAGACCAGCGUCCUCAGCGGUUUAAGUCCCAAUACCAUCAUGGAGUGCGCUGGAAGGGCAUUGAGUUGGUGGGCAUAUCAAACAGCACAAGAAAUUGUCUAUCAAGAAUACAUGGCCAAAAAUUUGUCGGAAAAGUACUCCUUAUUAAACACGCAAAUGGACAAAAUAAUCAGCGAUGCAAAUUCGGAAAUAUCCAAUCUGCGUAACAAGGUCUCCAACAUGCAGGUGGAUCAGGAUGGCUUCAGGCGCAAGAACGAGGAGCUCUUCCAAGCGCUGCGGGAAAAGACUCGCAAGCAUUUACAAACCCAAGAACUAUAUGAUAAGUUGAAGCGUCGGGCUAUGCUGGGACAGGUGCAGAAUGCCGCUUCUGACGCCGUGGACCACACGAUUCAGGCUUCUGUGACAGCCAAUCGAUAUGCUGACAGGUUAGAAGAGCAGAAUCAACAGCCCCACUUCACCAAUCAGCAGUCAAUAUCUCUGCAGAACACGGGCCCUCCUGACGAUGGGAGAAAUAUGGGUCCUCCAAACUUCAGAGGCAGCAAUGGCGGCAAUGGAUGGGCUGGUAACAGUAUCCGGGAAAGCACCCAGCAAAAUCAACCUAUCCAAACUCCCUCUACCCAUCGGCAACGUUUCGCGCCUGAAAACCAACCUCUCUCUCGGCUUGGGCCUUCCAACAUGCAGUUCAAUGGUCCUAUUGGAACCCCAAUGCAUCAGAAAAGACCAUCUCCUCGGCAGCCACUCGCAAAUCUCGGUGCCAAUACCGGUGGGGGUUCUGGCUUUGCUGGUUAUGGCAUGAGUGCAGGUAUGAAAGUCAGCAAUCCAGCAAGUGCAAAUGGCGCAACUAGGCCACUUGUCCGAUCAAGAGUAGUUGCGCAGCGGCCAGUCCCUGUAUUUCAAAUUUCUCGUGACUCCGCGUUUGCUCCCCCUCGAGCCCUAAACAUGUUCUCAAACGAAACUGGUCAAUACUGA